Molecule: messenger RNA, 2117 nt
Organism: Pararge aegeria (speckled wood butterfly)
Lineage: Eukaryota; Metazoa; Arthropoda; Insecta; Lepidoptera; Nymphalidae
Gene: dbo
Product: kelch-like protein diablo
Exons: 15
Coding region: 282-2045 (587 amino acids)
Molecular function (GO): protein binding
Source: RefSeq, a predicted model, not a curated record
UUGUGUACAAAUAUUUUACCAGAAUUGUUUCAAAUUAAAUAUAAAUACAUGAUUUGAAUUACAAUUUUAUUGGAUUUUUAAUACUUUAUAGUUUGUGGAUCGCGGCGAAUACGAUUCUAAUAAAAAUCAUAAGAGUCCAAGGGCGCAUACCUACAUUUGCGCUCCGUUGAGAAAAAUUUCGGGUGUGUGGUGCUGAGAAAUCGUCAAAGAUUGACUCCGUGUGGGGCUGGGCUUCGCCCCCGCUGCGCCUGCAGCUGGGAAACGCGCGCGGACACAAGAGGAUGGGGGAGGGCGGCUCCCCGGGCGGCGGCGCGCGGCUGUCGCACACGUCGGAGAAGCACCCGCGCGCCAUCCUGGGCGAGCUGUCGGCGCUGCGCAGGCAUCGCGAGCUCUGCGACGUGGUCCUCAAUGUGGCCAAUAGGAAGCUCUUUGCGCACAGGGUGAUCCUGUCAGCCUGCAGCCCGUACUUCCGGGCGAUGUUCACGGGAGAACUAGCGGAGUCCCGCGCCACCGAGGUGACCAUCCGCGACGUGGACGAACAUGCGAUGGAGCAGCUGGUUGAGUUUUGCUACACGGCGCAUAUUGUCGUCGAGGAGAGUAACGUACAGGCGUUGCUCCCGGCGGCGUGCCUGUUGCAGCUGCAGGAGAUCCAGGACGUGUGCUGCGAGUUCCUCAAGCGGCAGCUGGACUGCUCCAACUGCCUCGGCAUCCGCGCCUUCGCCGACACGCACUCGUGCCGGGAGCUGCUGCGCAUCGCUGACAAGUUCACGCAGCAGAACUUCCCGGAGGUGAUGGAGAGUGAAGAAUUCCUACUACUGCCAGCAGCACAGCUGAUCGACAUAGUGUCUUCAGACGAGCUAAACGUGCGGUCGGAGGAACAGACGUUCCAGGCCGUCAUGUCGUGGGUCAAAUACAAUGUGGCUGAAAGGCGGCAACAUUUAGCACAAGUCCUUCAACAUGUGCGGUUACCACUCCUCAGUCCAAAGUUUCUAGUCGGGACUGUGUCCUCGGAACUUCUGAUCAGGUCUGAUGACGCAUGUCGGGAUCUACUCGACGAAGCCAAGAAUUACCUGCUCUUGCCACAGGAGAGGCCGCUCAUGCAAGGCCCGAGAACUCGACCUAGGAAGCCUACGAGGCGAGGCGAGGUGCUGUUCGCCGUGGGCGGCUGGUGCUCGGGCGACGCCAUCGCGUCGGUGGAGCGCUUCGAGCCCACGGCGGCGGAGUGGAAGAUGGUGGCGCCCAUGUCCAAGCGGCGCUGCGGCGUGGGCGUGGCCGUGCUGCACGACCUGCUGUACGCCGUGGGCGGCCACGACGGCCAGAGCUACCUCAACAGCAUCGAGCGCUACGACCCGCAGACCAACCAGUGGUGCGGCGCUGUGGCCCCUACGUCGUCGUGUCGGACGUCGGUCGGGGUGGCGGUGCUGGAUGGUGCGCUGUACGCCGUAGGGGGCCAAGACGGCGUCCAGUGCCUCAACCACGUAGAGCGGUAUGACCCCAAGGAGAACCGCUGGAGUAAGGUGGCAGCGAUGACUACCCGGCGGCUAGGCGUGGCGGUGGCGGUUCUUGGCGGGCACCUUUACGCAGUGGGCGGUUCGGACGGACAAUCACCACUUAACACUGUGGAGCGCUACGAGCCGCGCGCCAACAAGUGGACGCCGGUGGCGCCGAUGUCCACGCGCCGCAAGCACCUCGGCUGCGCGGUGUUCGACGGACAGAUCUACGCGGUCGGCGGCCGCGACGACUGCACCGAACUGUCCUCGGCGGAGAGGUACGAGCCCGCCACAGAUUCCUGGUCGCCAGUGGUGGCCAUGACGUCACGGCGGAGCGGCGUGGGGCUCGCCGUGGUCAACGGACAGCUGUACGCCGUCGGCGGCUUCGACGGCACCGCCUACCUUAAGUCUAUUGAGGUGUUCGACCCGGAGUCCAACCAGUGGCGGCUGUGCGGCGCCAUGAACUACCGGCGCCUGGGCGGCGGCGUGGGCGUCAUGCGCGCGCCGCACCACGACAACCACUACAUCUGGAACCGGAAAGACUCUGUGGUAUGAAGCGAUCGCCAUUUCCUAUCAGGUUAAGUCGUUACUCAUAUUAUUUUAUUGUUAAAGUAAUUAUAUUAUAAA